Panthera uncia (snow leopard) is the source of this 3608-nucleotide messenger RNA. It is a transcript of the gene E2F1, whose product is annotated as E2F transcription factor 1. Gene Ontology annotation, molecular function: protein dimerization activity; DNA-binding transcription factor activity, RNA polymerase II-specific; RNA polymerase II cis-regulatory region sequence-specific DNA binding. Bases 102 to 1412 code for a protein of 436 amino acids. Gene Ontology annotation, biological process: regulation of transcription by RNA polymerase II; G1/S transition of mitotic cell cycle. The record is from RefSeq and is a predicted model, not a curated record. Gene Ontology annotation, cellular component: Rb-E2F complex. NCBI's taxonomy places the organism in Eukaryota, Metazoa, Chordata, Mammalia, Carnivora, Felidae. The transcript is spliced from 7 exons.
GGCCGGGGGCGGAGCGGGAUCGAGCCCUCGCCGCGGCCUGCAGCCAUGGGCCCGCGCCGCCGCCGCCGCCUGCCACCCGGGCCGCGCGGGCCGUGAGCGCCAUGGCCGUGGCCGGGGCCCCCGCAGGCGGCCCAUGCGCGCCGGCGCUGGAGGCCCUGCUCGGGGCCGGCGCGCUGCGGCUGCUCGACUCCUCGCAGAUCGUCAUCAUCUCCACGGCGCAGGACGCCAGCGCCCCGCCGGCCCCCGCCGGUCCCGCCGCGCCCGCUGCCGGCCCCCGCGACCCCGACCUGCUGCUCUUCGCCACGCCGCAGGCGCCCCGGCCCACACCCAGCGCGCCGCGCCCUGCACUCGGCCGCCCGCCGGUAAAACGGAGGUUGGACCUGGAAACUGACCAUCAGUACCUGGCCGAGAGCAGCGGGCCAGCUCGGGGCAGAGGCCGCCACCCAGGAAAAGGUGUGAAAUCCCCAGGGGAGAAGUCACGCUAUGAGACAUCGCUGAAUCUGACCACCAAACGCUUCCUGGAGCUGCUGAGCCGCUCAGCUGAUGGUGUUGUUGAUCUGAACUGGGCGGCUGAGGUGCUGAAGGUGCAGAAACGGCGCAUCUAUGACAUCACCAAUGUCCUCGAGGGCAUCCAGCUCAUUGCCAAGAAGUCCAAGAAUCACAUCCAGUGGCUAGGCAGCCAUGCAGCAGUGGGGAUCGGUGGGCGGCUUGAAGGACUGACCCAGGACCUCCGGCAACUGCAGGAGAGUGAGCGGCAGCUGGACCACCUCAUCCAUAUCUGUACCGCCCAGCUGCGGCUGCUUUCUGAGGACUCUGACAGUCAGCGCCUGGCCUACGUGACCUGCCAGGACCUUCGUAGCAUCGCAGACCCCGCAGAGCAGAUGGUUAUGGUGAUUAAGGCUCCUCCAGAGACCCAGCUCCAAGCCAUAGACUCCUCAGAGACCUUUCAGAUCUCCCUUAAGAGCAAACAAGGCCCCAUUGACGUUUUCCUGUGCCCUGAGGAGAGUGCAGGCGGGAUCAGCCCUGGGAAGACCUCAUCCCAGGGGACAGCUUCUGGGGAGGAGGACAGGGCAGUUGACCCUGCCACCACAGUGCCACCACCAUCAUCUCCCUCCUCAUCCCCUGCUGCGGAUCCCAGCCAGUCCCUGCUCAGCCUGGAGCAAGAACCUCUGCUUUCCCGGAUGGGUGGCCUGCGGGCCCCUGUGGACGAGGACCGCCUGUCCCCGCUGGUGGCGGCCGACUCGCUCCUGGAACAUGUGCGGGAGGACUUCUCCGGCCUCCUCCCUGAGGAGUUCAUCAGCCUGUCCCCUCCCCACGAGGCCCUCGACUACCACUUUGGCCUUGAGGAGGGUGAGGGCAUCAAAGACCUCUUCGACUGUGACUUUGGGGACCUUACCCCCUUGGAUUUCUGACGGGGCUUCGGGGGACCAGGGCCUCCUGAGAUCCCACCCUGUCUCUGCAGCCCUGGAGCCCCCUGCCCCUGGCCGUCCCCCCAGCCCGAUUGGAAAUGUUUAAUUUAUACCCUAUCUCCCCUAUCUCCAGAAGCUUCUAGCUCUGGAGUCUGGCUAUGGCCAGGAGGCUGAGCAAGCCAGGAAGGGAAGGAUUCUGUUUGUGGUGUGUAUGUGCAUGCACCCAGCACCCAACAUGUGUGUACACGGGGUGAGUGGUGUGUGAGCAUGUGUGUGUGCAUGUACCGGGGAAUGAAGGUGAACACAUCUGUGCGUGCACUGAAAACACGCCCCAGUGUGUCCACGUGUGUGUGCAUGAGUCCAUGUGUGCGCGUGGUGGGGGCUCUAACUGCACUUUUGGUCUCCUUGCUCCAGGGGCCCCACGAGGCCCAGGGUGGCCACCUGCCCCCAGAAUCCUGCGUGCUGACCAGGCCAGGUGGAGAGGCCUUGGCCUGCUUGUUUGCAGGACAGCGAGAGCACUUCUGUCGUCUUAAAAGGUUUUUCUGAUCGAAGCUUUAAUGGAGCGUUAUUUAUUUAUCAAGGCCUCUUUGGCAAGCCUGGGGCACCAGCUAAGGGUAGGAAGGAUGUGGGACUGAUGCCCCAACUCCCUAUACGCCUGAGCGAGGGCGGGGGUCCCUAAGCUGUAAUUUGCCCCACUCCGAAGGAGCUGAGGCCUGAGCGGUUUAUUUAUUGGGAUAUUGAGGGAGGGAGACAGACUGACUGACUGACAGCCAUGGGUGGAUUGAGGGGGUGGUCCCUUCCCAGGGGGUCACUGCAGGACCCCAUCUGCCCCCCAGGAUGGAUGUGAGAUGGGAGAGGUGAGUGGGGGACCUUCACUGACAGGGUGGGCAGGAGGGGUGGGUGAAGGGCUGCUCCUAGCCCAGACCACAGGGGCCCCUCCUGUGGCAUUUGAAGUGCCCCCUCUACCCCACUUCUUGCUCUGCCCCACCCUCCAAUCUGCACUUUGAUUUGCCUUCCUAACUGCUCUGUUCCCUCUUGCUUUGGUUUUAAUAAAUAUUUUGAUGGUGUUUGGGCUGGGUUUUGGGACUGUGUUCUGGGAGCAAAUCUGAGAGAGGGAGAGGUAAAGGCUGCUGGGAAAACACCCCUUGUCUACUUCCCCACUCCCUGCCCCUGCUUGGUUUCAUUUCAUUUGAGCCUCCCAGCCACAAGAAAGGUAGACUUCAUCACCAUUUUUGUCCUAACUUAAAAACUGAUCCAGUGAAGUGGUAAGUGAGCUCCCCUCCCUUUCCCAGUCCCAGAGAGGCCACUCUGACUGCUGUGUUCCUUCCAGAUGUUUCUGGGCAUUUAUAAAUAUGGAACAAAUAAUUACAACAGGCUGAUUAUGUGUCAGGUUCUUUCAGGUUCUGGGGACACAUUCCCUGCCCUCAUGGGACUCUUGGGAUCUGUUGGAAGAGACACAAAUGGGAAAAUCAGAGGGUUUCCUGGAAGAAGUGAUGCUUGAGCUGAGAGCUGUAGGAUAGUUAACCUGAGGAGGAAAAUAAGAACCCACUUAGCAGACAGGGCAUUGUGGUCAAAGGCCCCAGGGCAGGAGAGAGAGGGGCACAGAGGACCUCAGAGAAACCAGUGUGGAGUUCUGAUGUGAGGGCUAGAGUGGAGAGAAGUUCAGUGUUGGGGUUUAUUCAGGGGACAAGGACUCACUCGUGAGCCUGAGAUAGCAGUGACAUACCCUGUUUUAUAUUUUAAAAGCUCCCUUUGGCUGCUAUGUGUUGGAUGAACUGCAGAGGGGCCAGAAUGGCAGAGGGGAGGGUAAAAAGGACCGAGUUGAGUUUGAAAGGGGAGGGGAGGGUGACUGGGAGGCGAUCCACACAGAUCUGUUUAACCCUUAGGUGAGCUUUCUCUGAGCCAGGUCCUAUUUUAAGCCCUUUACAGUCAGUGAGUCCCCACAACAAUCCUAUAUGGUAUCUACUAUUACCCCCAUUUUGCAGAAAAGGAUACAGACGCUCGGCUGAAGUCCCUUGCAGGUCUUACCCACAAGGUGUCAGUCUGUUCUGCAGUUUGCUUUGUCGACCCUACAGUGGUGUGGGACCUGCCCUCGGUGCCCCCGCCCCGCGCAGCCCUCUGUUCUGUUGCUGGCUGUGUAGUACUCCCAAGCAGACCGUCACUUGUCAUUUACACAGCCAGUCCCGGCUGACCGUGACC